This is a messenger RNA of Diorhabda sublineata, 2438 nucleotides long. RefSeq names its product aldehyde dehydrogenase, dimeric NADP-preferring-like. Gene Ontology annotation, molecular function: aldehyde dehydrogenase (NAD+) activity. Gene Ontology annotation, cellular component: cytoplasm. The record is from RefSeq and is a predicted model, not a curated record. The coding region runs from base 41 to 1627 and encodes 528 amino acids. Gene Ontology annotation, biological process: aldehyde metabolic process. NCBI's taxonomy places the organism in Eukaryota, Metazoa, Arthropoda, Insecta, Coleoptera, Chrysomelidae. The transcript has 4 exons.
UAUUAACGACAUCGUCGGACGGUUGUUGCGAUAUCCGAAAAUGUCAAAAAUCGAAAGUGAAAAUAACAACACUAGUGUAGAUAAGAACGGUAAUGCUUGGGAGAAUGUCAUCGACAUCGAGGAAGAUACUAAAAAGUCGGCCGUCGAGGUCGUAGACAUUAGCCGCAGGGCUUUCGCUACCGGAAAAUCGAAAUCUUUGGAGUUUAGAAAGGAUCAAUUGAAACAACUUUUGACUUUCUUACAGAAAGAAAAAAAUAAAAUUAUUGAAGCUCUACAUAAAGAUUUACGUAAACAUAAACUAGAAACAGAAAUUUAUGAAAUAGAAAUUGUGGCAAACGAUAUAAGACAUUCUUUAAUUGAAUUAAAAAAUUGGGCAAAACCGAGCAAACCGGAAAAGAGGUUGAUAAAUAUUUUGGACGGCGUUUAUAUUUACAAAGAACCGUAUGGUGUUGUAUUGAUUAUAGGAGCGUGGAAUUAUCCAAUAUUGUUAACUUUAGGACCGGUUUUACAUGCUAUAUCAGCUGGAAAUACGAUCGUUUUAAAACCAUCGGAAAUAGCUCCACACACGGCAACUUUAUUGGCGACUGUGCUUACGAAAUAUUUAGAUAAAGAAUGCUUCCAAGUUUAUCUUGGUGCGGUUCAAGAAACUACCGAAUUGUUGGAUCAAAAAUUUGAUUACAUUUUCUUUACCGGUUCAACUGCUGUCGGUAGAAUCAUAUACAAAGCUGCGGCGAAGAAUUUAACACCGGUGACGCUAGAAUUAGGAGGCAAGAGCCCGGUUUAUCUCGACGAUAAUGUCGAUAUGGAGAGGGCGGCUAGAAGAAUUAUUUGGGGCAAAAUAGUGAACAGCGGACAAACUUGCAUAGCUCCGGAUUAUCUCCUAUGUACGAAAGCGACGGAAAAAAAAUUUUUACGAGAAGCUCAGAAGAUAUUAACGGAAUUCUACGGAUCGGAUCCGAAAAGAUCGACGUACAUUAGUAAAAUAGUGACGGAUAUGCAUUUCAAGAGGUUAUUGGAUUUUAUAAAAACGGAAAAUGUCGCGAUCGGCGGGAAAUUCAUCGAGGACGAAAGAUUGUUGGCUCCCACUAUUUUGAUCAACGUCAAUCCCGAUGAUUCCGUUAUGAGGGAAGAAAUUUUCGGGCCGAUUCUACCGAUAAUAAAUAUAAAAGAUGUAGAAGAAGCCAUCGAAUUUAUAAACGCUCGCGAAAAACCUUUAUCUCUCUACGUCUUCACUAAAGAUAAAAAUAUCAGGAAAACCAUUUUAGAAAGGACUUCUUCGGGUGGGGUUACAAUUAAUGAUACAAUCACGCAUGUGAUUACGGAAAAUUUGCCGUUCGGGGGCGUCGGGGGUAGCGGUAUGGGAUCUUACCACGGACAAGAAGGUUUCGAUACUUUUUCCCAUAAAAAAAGCGUUUUGAUAAAAGAUUUCAGCGGAUUUAGCGAAUUGGGUUUAUCUAUGCGGUAUCCGCCGUACAACGACGCCAAAGUUACUUUAUUGAACUGCAUAUUGAAAAAAAGAAAAAGUAUUCCAAAUUACGUGUUAAAAAAUGCGGGAUUAUUUUCUGCUGGAUUCAUUUUUUCCUAUUUCUUUCAAUACGUAUCUUGUCUUAUAAACGGAUGCGAAUAAUUAGUUUCCGAGGGACGAAAUUCAUUCCCUCGAUUGCAAUUUAGUUUCUGGAGCGUCCAAAUUUCGUUCCGGUCACUCAUUAGAUCAUAAUUAAAUGUUUUGUACGUCGCGAAAACCACGUCAACAAAAAGUGUGAAAGAAAAUAACCUUAAAUUCGAUAAACGAACUUUAACUAGUGAAAAAAUGCGAAUUUAUAUGAUACCUCGAAAAUACUCGGAUGUUUUUAUUGAUUACCUUAUCGUUUUAAAGCGUCGACGUCGAUUUUUUAAGCAUUUUUCAACACGAUAUUCAUUGUGACUGAUUUUUUGGCUAAAUACGAAACAAUAGUUAUCAUUCAGCCAACGUAUCUGCCAGAUAUGGUUCCCUUUUACUUUUUUCUAUAUGAAAAAUUCAAAAAAUCUCUUCUAAGCCACGAAUCACGAGGUUAAUAAAGUAAUUUCAUUAAGGUUCCGAAGUUUGUCUCAUACUAGUGUCGAUUGGUUCGAAAAUAGCCAAUUUUGAAAGCAAAUUUGGCAAAAAUGGCCUAGUAGAAUUAACUAUUUUAAUGCUACUUUCAAGUAUUAUCUUUUCAUCAGCUGUCUAUGUGGAAAUAAAAUUUUUAAAUCCCUCCAAACAUGCACGUCACUGUCUUUUUCUUUUCUAAGUAGUCGUAAUACAAUUUAUUUUUUUAUUAUUAUUAUUAAAAAUGAUCUAAUUUUCCAGAAAAUACGAAUUCACAAAUAAUUAACAACAAAAUGUGAAAAUUAUUUUCAUAUGCAAAUAUUUUGUGUGUAAACUUUUAGAUUAGAAUAAAGAGUUUCUUGCCUUUCAA